Molecule: messenger RNA, 2841 nt
Organism: Egretta garzetta (little egret)
Lineage: Eukaryota; Metazoa; Chordata; Aves; Pelecaniformes; Ardeidae
Gene: RHBDD2
Product: rhomboid domain containing 2
Exons: 3
Coding region: 134-1129 (331 amino acids)
Cellular component (GO): membrane
Molecular function (GO): serine-type endopeptidase activity
Source: RefSeq, a predicted model, not a curated record
CUCAGGUUCCUUCUCUUCUACGCCAGGAUAGAAAUGAAAGCUAUUAGUUAAUCCUGUAGGCUCACUCUCCCUCUGCUGAAGUGUGUCAUUGUAGUAAUUUAAAUAAAAUCAGUGCUGCCUCUGCCUUUCUAACAUGCUGGUGUGCUCAGUUCACAGGUUAGUUACCUACAUCUUUGUCUACGAAGACCUGGUAUCCUUGACCUGUGGUGCUGUGAUCAUCUGGUAUUUUGCUGGCAGCUUUGAGAAGAACGUUGGCACUGUGAAGCACUGCUUCCUCACCGUUGCAUUUGCUGUCCUCUCUGCCCUCCUGUACCUCUUGCUCGAGACCAUUGUCUCGAGGGUGUCGGAGGUGGAAGAUGCCAAAGGAUUCAUGCCAGUAGCUUUUGCAACACUAGGUGUAUCCACCACCCGCUCGCGGAUGAAGAGGACGCUAGUUUUUGGGGUUAGAGUUCCCGUGGUGCUGGUGCCAUGGUUUAUGCUCUGCGUAGCAUGGUUUAUCCCCCGCUCUUCUCUCUUGAGUAACCUGAGUGGGCUUCUAACUGGGGAAGCCUAUGGUCUUGGCUACUGUUUCUGCUUGGAUUUUCCGGAGUCAGUGGGCUCCAAGCUAGACCGGGUGUUCCCUUUCAGUCUGCUGAAGAGGAUACCAGGGCUGAGAUACAUCCCAGGGUCCUUAGCGGAGAGAAGAGCCUUUGAAAACAGCAAGAUUAACCCUGCACCAGGCACCUACCCCACCCAAAGCUACUAUGGCUCUUCAUCUCCGUCUCUUCCCACUUUCCAGAUGCGGCACCCCAAUGCUCAGAGCCAUGGGUUUCAGCCCAGCUGUGCUCCGGGAUGUGGCCAUGCUCUGGGACACAAGGGAUCUCAGCACAGCCACACUGCAGGAUGCAGCCUCCCUUCUUCCCCCUACCAAGCCAGCAGUGCCUUCGGAGAGUGUUAUGUGCAGGCCCAUGCUGGAGCCUCAUCUGGACACUGCUGCCAGCUGGGCACAUUCCCUCCCCCUCAGCACAUGUGCCCGACUGAUCCACAGACUCCUGCAGGCCCCCUGGCUGGGGUUCAGCAAGCAUCAGGGUAUCCAGCAGCCACAGCAGCUCCCGUUUCAUCUGAAUUUUCAAGAGUCCAGGUGUACUGAUCCUCCAGAAAGCAGCAGGACUCGCAUACUGUGGCAGGACCAUUGUGUGAUGCUUACGCAGCAGUGCAUUGCUGGCAUCUGUGCUGUAUCUGGGGUGAGUAGUGGAAUGGGUUGGUAGCUCCACUGUAGGCCAUUCCUCUGCUCCCUGGCACAGGCUACUUUAAUUAUAUUUCUUCUAUAUAUUUUUUUUUUUUACUUUUUUAUAUUGCUGGGGGAUAGGGGCUCUAUCACCUCUGUGCGCUUCUCAUCCUUUCGGAGUCUUUUUUUCAUUGCUGUAUUUAGCAGCUGCCUUUUUCCAUGCUGCCACUAGAGCUGCAGUGCAUCAGCUCCCCAGCUCAAGCUAGGAACCUAAUUGUCAAAACACUGGACUAAUCUGGGGUUUAACCAGGCUGCAGCAAUAAAGACAUUUCCCAUUUACACUGAGGCUCUUAGCCUCCUGUCUUGUUUACAGGUGUGAUGUAGGACCCAAAAGAGUUUGAAAUCAUGAAAGCCUUAGUUUAUUAGAUUCAAUGCUCAUGGCACUUUCUUGAUUGAGAAGACAUGGCUCUACAGAUUAGAGCAAACAACUCCAAAAGUAAAUCAAAGCCUAAACAACAGUAAGUUUUAAUUCCUGGCUUAUAUUAGGAAAUUUCAUAUGGUACUCACAUGCACAGUGACAGUUCAAGUUUCUUUUUGAGCUUGUCGAUACAAGCACUGACCUGUGCCUUUGAGGUCAUGUUAACCACUGUUAAGUGCAUACUCACUACUCAUGUAAUUCUUUUCUAAAUUACUUUAAGAGAAAAGCAGCAAAAAAAUAGCCACACAGAAUCAAACAUGAUUGCUUUCUAUUAAAUGAUUAUCAGUUCCACCAGAUCUGCACCAACCUUGGAUCAAAGGCAGUCACACUUGGACACUUUUCCUCUAAUAGCAGCAUUCAUGCCUGGGCAGCGCUGGAAAUCUUUAGCUUUGUUCUGAUACAAUCUUGGUACUUGAAUGAGUACUGCGUGUUGUACUUUGUGUCUCUGGCUUCAUAGCUUCAGUUUUGAAUGAAUACUUCUGUUGGCAGAGCAGUACAAGUAUUUCGGUGAAGAACAGCUGCUCCCUUACAAUAUGUGGUAAGCCCAAACUUGUUGCCAUUAAAGUCUGGGAAGAAAGAAUCCAAAGAAUACAAAGUCUCUUGUAAAAAUUCACUGCUCGAUGAACUGCCCACAGGCCUAUUCCCAAUCCUACCCUAGCUCAGAAAUCCCAUUUGAAAUUGGCCAGAAUAGCCAAUUGAAGAAUUGGGUCUUAAAUUCAGAGCGAGUCAAGCAGCUGUUGCAGCAGCUUAAAGUUGUGUUACACUGUAAGGUUUAAGCAUUAGGGUGAAAGUAAACAGGUCAAAACCAUUGCCUUUGCCUAAAGCAGUGCAGCGAGCAAUGAGCAGCUGAAAACUCUUCAUAAAGAAAAAGAAUUAUUGUCCUAAUUUAGAAGGGUCCUCAAACCAGCAGAGGUACCUGCCGGUACUCUGAUCUGAGUUGUAUCAGGUAAGUGGAUAGGAGAGUACCCCAGUGGAUUCCAUACAUGUACAUUAUUAACCUUUAUCUAAAGGUGUUAAAAUUUGGAGGCUGGUAUGCUGGGGUUUCCCAUUUAAACGGGACAGAAAAAAGCCUGUUCCUUGAAUAUUCUUCUUGGGCAUUCACUUCUGUGCUCCGCAAGAGAACGUCCACUCUGCUCCCUCAGCAAAUCCCCCUGCC